Messenger RNA from Poecile atricapillus (Black-capped chickadee), 2082 nucleotides. RefSeq names its product pygopus family PHD finger 1 (gene PYGO1). The transcript is spliced from 3 exons. NCBI's taxonomy places the organism in Eukaryota, Metazoa, Chordata, Aves, Passeriformes, Paridae. The record is from RefSeq and is a predicted model, not a curated record. The coding region runs from base 84 to 1340 and encodes 418 amino acids.
GGUGCGGGCCGGCGGCGGCGGCGGCAGCAGCAUCAAAGAGCCCCGAUUCUUGCCGCCCUGGGAGCCAUGCGCUGCUGUCUGUAAUGUCAGCGGAACAGGAGAAGGACCCCAUCGCUCUGAAGAGAUCCCGAGGUGGUGACAGUGGAUUGGAUGGGUUAGGAGGACCAGGAGUUCAGCUUGGAAGCCCUGAUAAGAAAAAGCGCAAAGCAAAUACACAGGGGUCAUCAUUUCCUCCUCCAUCUGAAUAUGCUCCACCACCGAACCCAAGUUCUGACCACCUUGUAGCUGCAAAUCCAUUUGAUGACAACUAUAAUACUGUGUCUUAUAAACCACUUCCUUCAGGAAAUCCAUAUUUUAGUAAUCCUGGUUAUCCUGGCUUUGGAGGCUAUAACACUUUCAGAAUGCCACCUCACAUGCUGCCCAGAGUGUCCUCUCCAUAUGGUGGUUCUUACUCCCUCAGAAAUCAGCCACAUCCUCUUCCUCAAAACCCUGUUGGCAUGGGUUUUAGUCGACCCCACUCUUUCAGCUUUGGUCCACAUGAUAAUCCAGGUUUUGGGAAUCAACCACCUUAUAGCAGUGGUCAGAUAAAUCAAAAUGUCAAUAUGCCUGCUCAACAUUUCAGGCCAAAUCCUGGGGAGAACUUUGGCCAUUCUGGUCAGAUACCUCACCCUGAUGUGCCAACUAACUUUGGUCCUGGAAACAAUCCAAAUUUUCCAAAUUCUCAGCUAGAGUCAAACCAUUCUUUUGUUCCUCCACCAAACACGUACAACCAGACAAAAUCAUCAGCACAAAAGCAAGACUUUAGUCAAGGUGCAAGCAAAGCAUCCAGCCAGAACACUGCUGCUCAUCAGCAUCAUCAUAGGACAGAGGACGUUGUGAGUCAAGGUAACAGUGAACUGAAAAAUGUUACUCGAAACAAUGUGGUAAAUCAGGAUAACAGCCAUUCUAACAGUGCUGAUAACACCAAUGCUGGCCACUCAAAUGGGACUCAGAGCAAGUCCCGCCAGCCUCGAGGUACUGCUGAAGGAUGCAACUCUGAAAAGAGCAGCAAAACACCUCUCCAUCCCAGUCGGCAUGGACACUCGUCCUCUGAACCCGUCUACCCAUGUGGAAUUUGUACACAUGAAGUCAAUGAUGACCAGGAUGCCAUCCUGUGUGAAGCCUCUUGUCAAAAAUGGUUCCAUCGGAUCUGUACAGGCAUGACAGAGUCAGCCUAUGGCCUUCUCACAGCAGAGGCAUCGGCAGUGUGGGGCUGUGACACUUGCAUGGCAGACAAGGAUGUGCAGUUAAUGCGCACAAGAGAGACUGCAGGACCACCUGCACUGAACACAGAGGGCUGACAGCCUGAAUGGGUGCUAGUGGAGCAAAUACUUGCUAUGAAAAUUCGGUUACAAAUUGGGUACUUCACUUUCUGCAGACAAUCAGUUGUGUUUGAUUGCUGUCAUCUUUUUUUCCCUAAUCUGUUUUCAUUCAUAAACUUCCAUCUCAGCUUUUGUACUCUUAGUUUUAUGUGUGCAAAUGUUUUACAAGAUGGAAUAUUUUUUUGUUUCUGAUUAAACUGUAACUGACAAUUGAUCGGAAGUAGGAUGGCAUUGACAAUAUUAUUGAAGGAAAAAAUGUGCCUGUGUGAAUAGCCCUAAUUUGCUAGUGUGUAUUAAUGUGUUAACUAACGCUAGCAUUUAGUGCUUGGUUUUAAUGGUACUAUAUUUGCAAGUACUCAUUACUUUGUUUUUUUCUUUUGGCGUGAAUGUCUGUUAUUGAUGUUUUUGAUAGCCUUUCUUUGAAUACAGUAGAGAUGACAUGGAGGAAUGUGCAGUACUAAUAGUUGUUAUUUUAGGGUAAAUACAGAGAAUUUUGUAUAUGCUUUUUCCUAUUUUUGAAGCAAAGCAUUAAUGUGCUAUUCGAAAAUCAUGAAUUCAUGCUUAGUAACAUAAUGAAAGCCACUAACUAUUACAUAUUUCUGUUUCCUUGAAAAGGCAAUAAUCUCUUGACUUCUCAGCAAUUACUUGCUGAAGGCUCUUUCUAGGUCUUGCAUUAUUUGGAAAUUGUUGUGAAAUAGGAUUAAAUUGGAAAAAGAACACA